Molecule: messenger RNA, 3485 nt
Organism: Colossoma macropomum (tambaqui)
Lineage: Eukaryota; Metazoa; Chordata; Actinopteri; Characiformes; Serrasalmidae
Gene: ddx28
Product: DEAD (Asp-Glu-Ala-Asp) box polypeptide 28
Exons: 1
Coding region: 242-1948 (568 amino acids)
Biological process (GO): mitochondrial large ribosomal subunit assembly
Cellular component (GO): mitochondrion
Molecular function (GO): RNA helicase activity; ATP binding; nucleic acid binding
Source: RefSeq, a predicted model, not a curated record
ACAGCGCCAGUGUGAAGCAGCAGCGCUACACGUGAGAGCGCACACAGCGGUCAUGUACAGGUUUGAGGUUUAGUGAUGUACGAGAGAAAAAUGUAAGUUUAAGUUUUUUUCGGACAGUUUACCGGAGGUUCUCUUUACGACGCUAUUCCGCCGCCCGCGGUCUGAAAAGUAUCAGCCGCGUCUCGGUUCCGCUGUUAGCUGUCAGUUAGCCGUUAGCUGAGGUGAACUUUACUGAGAAGAAAUGCAUUCCGCCAAGACUGUCUGCCUCCGCCUUGUUUCCGAGCAGCUGCUGAGGAAAAACUGCUACCCGUCAAGAAGUUUAAGUCCUUUAGUUUAUUUUCAGGCUCUGUUUUCCAGCGGUGGCGUUCGUCAGUCAUCUCCGACAGCUUCCCAGCCGGCUGUGAUCCGCAUCCCGCGACACAUGCAGGAGCGGAUAGAGAAUGUCAGACAGGUGAAAGACAAGAGCUUCGCCAAAGUGCCUACAGUAAGACCCGGUAGACUGCUGAUUAAGAGCAAGAACCCACAGCACAACCAGUCUGUUAGCUACACGUUGGGGAAGUUUGAAGAACCAGUUCUCGCAUCGAAAGGGUGGAAAAGCAGUAAGUCUUUUGGGGACUACUUUAUCAUAAACAGCACGCAGGACGCUCCGCCGUUUGUCUCAGACUGUGAGGAGGAGAGUAAAAAGGCUGGGCGUGAGCGAGCUGCUCAGAGAAGGACAUUUGCCAGCCUUCAUCUUUGCACUGAACUAGUGGAGACUCUGCAGAGCCAAAAUAUAACUCAUCCCACUUCUGUGCAGAUGCAGACCAUUCCCAGACUGCUGCAGGGACAUAAUGUUCUAUGUGCUGCGGAGACAGGUAGUGGAAAAACGCUUGCCUACCUCCUCCCUGUUAUCCACAAGUUACAUGAGAUGCAACUAGAAGCAGUUCACUCUGAACAGAGGAUGCAGGCGGUUGUCCUUGUGCCUUCACGAGAGCUGGCGGAGCAGGUCACGUCAGUCGCGAGGGCCAUGGGUCAACCAUUUGGACUACAGGUGAAGGUAGUGGGAGGGGGGCGUGGGAUUGGGAACAUCAAAGCUGCGUUCUGCCACGGUCAGCCACACAUUCUAGUAGCCACCCCUGGAGCCCUGCUGAAGGCGCUAUGGCGGCGCUUGGUGGAUCUGAGUGAGCUUCGUUUCAUGGUAGUGGAUGAAGCCGACACCAUGUUUGACCCCAGCUUUGUAAACUUGCUGGAGAAAAUCCUGUCCCAAACCCAGGUAGCUGCCAGCCUCGCUGAGACGGCUGGCCCGACCCCUAAAGCCCAGCUGGUGGUGGUGGGCGCUACCUUCCCUGGAGGAGUUGGGGAACUUCUCAGCAAAGUAACUGAUCUGGGCAGCUUGGUGACAGUCAAGAGCCGGAUGUUGCAUUACCUGAUGCCGCAUGUGAAGCAGACUUUUCUGAAAGUAAGGGGCUGUGAGAAGGUUCUGGAGCUUCACCAAGCUCUGAAGGAAGUGGAGCCUGAAAAGAAAGGUGUGUUAGUUUUCUGCAAUGCAGCAGCCACCGUCAACUGGCUGGGCUACACGCUGGAAGAGAUGGGCGUGCGUCACAUGCGGCUUCAGGGAGAAAUGCCGGCAGCCAUGAGAGAGGGAAUCUUUCAGAAGUUCCAGAAAGGGCACAUUGAUGUUCUGCUCUGUACUGACAUCGCUUCCCGAGGACUUGACACACAAAGGGUGGGGUUGGUGGUGAACUAUGACUUCCCCGAAUCCCGUACGGACUACAUCCACCGUGCAGGUCGUGUGGGCAGGGCAGGAGGCUCAGGUGGAGGACACGUUCUCAGUUUUGUUACUCAUCCAUGGGAUGUAGAGCUGGUACAGAACAUUGAGACUGCGGCCAGGAGAAGAACAUGUUUACCAGGGAUGAACAAAGAGAUUCAUAAACCCAGCCCCAAAACAGAGUCACAGGAGAUAAAGUGAACACACAAAUUUACAGCCCCCCCUUUGAUAUUUGUGUAUUUAAAUAACUUGCUAAAGAAUACCUAUACAACUAAAGACUUCUAUUGUGUAUCAUAGUAAUUUGACUGAACAGAGAAUUGUUGAUUUUACACAUUAAAAAAGUUGUAUAAAAUGUGAAACGGUUGUAAUAAUGUGCUGCAGAUUGUCGGUUCGAAAGUUGAUUGUUUUUAGGUUUGACUGUACUUAUACAUUGACAGUAGAACAGUUUAGGGCUUAAGGUUGAUUGUGUUUCUGGUUAAAAUGUUACCCAUUCACAUUUUGUUCCAAUCAUUAAUGCCUUUAACAGUGCCUUUAAUUUCACUUUUAUACUGUCCAGACUCAGAUGUCCCAGGCUAGAAUAAGAGUGGCUCUUGGACUGGCUGUAGAUUUCUAGGAAAUCUUUUAAUUGAUGGAGAACUUUUACAUUUUGUGGAAGUUUUUAAUCAUUGUAUGAUUUGUUAAAGUGGCUCUUUUAAGAGCCAUCUUUUGAAAAUUUCUUGAGGAAACCAAAGUGGUUCUACUAUGGCAUUGCUUAAAAUUACCAUUUGUGACCCUUUUAUUUUAGAGGUGUUUAAUUUUAAAAACUUGCAUAGCAGCACUUUGCAUUUGGAUUUACUUUGGAUUUCAUCCUGUCUAAACUCUGAUGUCCCAUGUGGUAGAAAAUAGGGCUGUCAAUAUCGAUUACUAGGAAAAAAAAAAAAGUGAAAGUAAGUUAAUGCAAUCUCACAAAUUUUAAUGCACAAUUAUGGUUUAUUUGCUUAAUUAAAAAAUGUGAGCCUGUACAGAAGCACUGGCACAAUUUCCAGUUUUUUCCAGUGUUAAACUCGGUCAAAGAAAUUGUGCCCUAAAAUGAGCCAAAAAUGCCAUAUUUAAGUUUAUUUGGCUGCCAUUAGUGUUGGCCAAGGCACAGCUUGUGGACUGCUGCGAGUGCUCAUUGCUUGUGUAUGUACUUGCUUAUGAGUAUUAGGCAUGUAUGUUGCUGUAGAAAAGGAAGGUGCUUUUUCAGCCUGUUGAUCGCCCUGAGCUUCCAUUGCUUAUCCAUACAAUUUUUAUCAAGGUAUUUAUUGCACAUUUAAAUGUCUAAAAAAAACCUAAUUUUCAUUCUGGAUUCACUGAACCCUUAUACAUCCACAGUAGAACAGAUAGUGAAUGUGUUAUAACUUUAACCAUUCAGGUUUUGUUCCAGCAAUUAAUGCCGUUGGUUUCACUUUUUUCCUUUCCAAAUUUGGGUGUUAGGCAAGAACGCUAUUACUAGUAUUAAGAAGUUCCUAAAUGGUUCUCAGCCUGGGUGAUGUUUUUAGAAGAAAGCUUUUGGUGUAAAUUAUUUACAUUAUGUGGAGGUUCUUUAAACUUUAAAAAGAUUCUUCACAGCUGUUUAAAAAAAUAAAUGGUUCUGUCUUUGAAAGUGUCUUUAAGGAACCAAAAUAGUUCUUCAAUGGCACAAAAGUGAUAUAUGAAUACAGAAUUUAUUUAUUUAAAUGAUUGCUGUAGAAAAUAAACCAUGCAUAGUAGUACAUUG